This is a messenger RNA of Lepisosteus oculatus (spotted gar), 1797 nucleotides long. It is a transcript of the gene lsm8, whose product is annotated as LSM8 homolog, U6 small nuclear RNA associated. NCBI's taxonomy places the organism in Eukaryota, Metazoa, Chordata, Actinopteri, Semionotiformes, Lepisosteidae. Gene Ontology annotation, cellular component: U4/U6 x U5 tri-snRNP complex; precatalytic spliceosome; U6 snRNP. The record is from RefSeq and is a predicted model, not a curated record. Gene Ontology annotation, molecular function: RNA binding. Gene Ontology annotation, biological process: mRNA splicing, via spliceosome.
UUCCCAUCAUUCCUAUUUCCGCUGUGUGUGAUUUGUUAGCUAAGAGGAGAGUAUCUGUUUGAAAUCAAGCUCAGUUUUUCGAAAGCUGGAGUUUUUGGUAAAAUCAUGUCUACUGCGUUGGAGAGUUAUAUCAACCGCACCGUGGCAAUUAUUACAUCAGAUGGAAGAAUGAUUGUGGGGACACUUAAAGGAUUUGAUCAGACCAUUAAUCUGAUUCUUGAUGAGAGCCAUGAGAGAGUGUUCAGUUCAACGCAGGGAGUUGAACAAGUCGUGCUUGGAUUAUAUAUUGUUAGGGGAGACAAUGUGGCUGUGAUUGGGGAAAUUGAUGAAGAAACAGACUCUGCUCUGGAUUUGGGCAACAUCCGUGCUGAGCCAUUGAACUCUGUUGUCCACUAAUAGUGCUCCAGAGAAGGACUUUUCAGAUGUCUCUAGCUUUAGCAUCAAAGGAUAGAACUGGAUAAACACAGGAAAUGUGGAAUUUCAUUAUUCAAGGACUUUUUAAAGAUUUGUUCAGACAAUGUCCUUAGGUAAUUUUGGAACAGAGAAAAAAGGAAAUGAAGCAUAUUGAACUAGUAUGCUUAAAAUAUAUCUGGUUUUAUAAACCCUGGCAGCAUAUUGAUAUAAAACCUGCAGCAGGAAGUGCUUAUUAUAUUAUCAAGAAUUUUAUUAUAUUAUCAAGAAUGAAGUUGUUUUCACUGCAUUUCUAUAAAAUCUUUAUCCAAGUAAGCUAAGUACUCUGUGUUGUUGUAAGUAAAACUUUAAUGCAUGUGAAAGCUAUUUUUUACAUAAAUACAAUGGUAUUGGGUAUAUACAUCUUCUGUGUUCUUAUAUGACAAGCACAUAUUUUAGUAUCUUUUUGCAGUUUUACGCCCCCAAAAUCUGAGUACAUCUCAGUGUAUUUUGGUACUCUUCUCAAGAUGUUGUGGCAUUUCUAAACAAAAUAUAAAGGAUUAGAACAUGAUACUGAGGAAAAAGCAUGUAGCAAAAGGGAAAAUAUGUAAAAACUUAAGCAGUCUUUAUCAAAAUGGUAGUGUUUGCAGAAAUAAUUGACUUUAAAAAAACUGUUCUGCUUUAAAGCCAUGGCUCAGGUUAGAUUGUUAGCAAUCAAUUCUCUCCUUUGCUAAAACGUUAUGGACUAUAGAAUGUGUAUAUACUGAUACUGGCUGUGUAUUUUUUUGGCUUUACUAAGUGACUAUUUCAUCCUGUUUGAAAUUAAAGUUUAAAACUUGUCUUUAAUAAUAAUUUACACAAUAUUCUUCUUUCUUAAGUUAAAAUGAGAGGGUUUGGGCUCGCAUCUUGUAGAUGAUAUAUAGAUAUGCUACUAUAUCCAACAACAACAACUCUAUCCAACAAAUUGUAUUUUCAGUAUGGGGUUUCCCUAGCAGCUCAACUGGGAAAGUAGCUCUCCUGAAAACUGGUUGAACUCUAAUGACCACAAGGUCAAGUCAGUCAUGUCACUGAUAACCUGUGACCAGAAUUCACCAAAUGGUGGUGCAGAGUUAACUGAGCACGCCCAAGGGAGGGUUGGAUUAGUAGAUCAGGGAUUUCUUGGCGUCACAGCCACUCCAGGAGCCUCCUAGGAUGAAUGUUUGGUAUGGGCCUGUGUUGCCCAUGGUGUGUUAAAAGAUGAAUGGCUCAAAGGUGGUGAGUCAGAGGAGUCCGACAGAACCUGGAUUUCAGCAUUUUCCAGUCUGUGGCCACCUGGUUCAAAGCUGCAAGCUGUGAUGUGUAAAACAUAAUUGGUGAAUUUAAAUUAAAAAAACCCUUUUUGGUAUGAAUAAAGUGAUGUUACAAUUA